Messenger RNA from Eurypyga helias (sunbittern), 1338 nucleotides. Its product is annotated as phosphatidylinositol 4,5-bisphosphate 3-kinase catalytic subunit beta isoform-like. Gene Ontology annotation, molecular function: 1-phosphatidylinositol-4-phosphate 3-kinase activity; 1-phosphatidylinositol-3-kinase activity. Lineage: Eukaryota; Metazoa; Chordata; Aves; Eurypygiformes; Eurypygidae. Gene Ontology annotation, cellular component: cytoplasm; plasma membrane; phosphatidylinositol 3-kinase complex. Bases 1 to 804 code for a protein of 267 amino acids. The record is from RefSeq and is a predicted model, not a curated record. Gene Ontology annotation, biological process: phosphatidylinositol-mediated signaling; phosphatidylinositol-3-phosphate biosynthetic process; phosphatidylinositol 3-kinase/protein kinase B signal transduction. The transcript is spliced from 6 exons.
AUGCCGUGGAGGAAGGCCAGCGUGCACUUUAACCUGGCAAUAUUUGGCUUCCAUUUGUCCCAUCGUGAUAAGGAUGGGCAGUGCUUCCUUGUAUGGAUACUGCCGUAUGGCUGUUUAGCCACUGGAGAUCACUCUGGCCUUAUUGAGGCUGUUUCUAGCUCAGAAACAAUUGCUGACAUUCAGUUAAAUAGUAGCAACGUUGCUGCUGCUGCUGCCUUCAACAAAGAUGCUCUCUUAAACUGGCUGAAGGAAUACAAUUUAGGAGAUGACUUGGAUCGAGCCAUUGAAGAAUUUACUCUGUCUUGUGCUGGCUACUGUGUAGCUACUUACGUGCUGGGGAUUGGUGACAGACACAGUGACAAUAUCAUGGUCAGAAAAAACGGUCAGCUCUUUCAUAUAGAUUUUGGGCAUAUUCUUGGAAACUUCAAGUCCAAGUUUGGAAUUAAAAGGGAACGGGUACCUUUCAUACUCACUUAUGAUUUCAUUCAUGUUAUUCAGCAAGGAAAAACAGGGAACACUGAAAAAUUUGGUCGGUUCCGCCAGUAUUGUGAAGAGGCGUACUUGAUUCUGCGGAAACAUGGAAACCUAUUUAUUACACUCUUUGCACUGAUGUUAACUGCAGGGCUGCCAGAACUAACCUCUGUCAAGGACAUCCAGUAUCUCAAGGACUCCCUCGCCUUAGGGAAGAGUGAGGAGGAAGCACUAAAGCAGUUUAAGCAGAAGUUUGAUGAGGCACUCCGGGAAAGUUGGACUACUAAAGUGAACUGGAUGGCGCACACUGUGCGAAAAGAUUACAGAUCCUAGAAGAUUUCUGCGUUUGCACUAAGCUGAAUGUUACCUUGAUAAGUGUUUUCACGGGGCAUCUGUAGCGUGGACCAACAAAACUCAUGUUACAUAAGAAAGGAAACAGAACAACGAGAAAUGGGCUGAAAUAAUUCCUCAGUCUUUUGCACUCUGCUUCUGAAUGCUUGAUUCCAAGACUGUCUCCACAAGUAGUGAACAUCCUGGAUAAUCAGUUCCUGCUGACACGCUGAGAGCUACUAGGCAUUUUUAAAAACUCUUUGGUACUUUAUGGAGGUGUAAAUAUUUGGUUUUAUACGUUAGGGUAAUGUACAUUUGUGGGAGGUUUGAAGGCCUCUGACAGAACUGUUCUUUGUUUAAAGUUGGGACUUGAAGAGUUCUUUUUUUAUAUAUAUCCUAAUCUGGCUAAAAAUGACCUUAUUGUGUAUAUUUUUCAUAUGAACUCUGCCCUUCUGGCACAGAUGCAUUAAUUCUACUGUAAAUAGCAGCCACGGUAUCACUGCACUGCGGGGAGCUGCUUCGUGUCUCGUACUGCUG